Molecule: messenger RNA, 480 nt
Organism: Capsicum annuum
Lineage: Eukaryota; Viridiplantae; Streptophyta; Magnoliopsida; Solanales; Solanaceae
Exons: 2
Coding region: 1-480 (159 amino acids)
Biological process (GO): DNA integration
Molecular function (GO): nucleic acid binding
Source: RefSeq, a predicted model, not a curated record
AUGAAGAAGGGUUGCGAGCAAUUCAAGAUUGUGCAUCAUCAUUCUACCCCUUACCGUCCCAAAGCAAAUGGAGUCGUUGAAGUAGCGAACAAGAAUAUUAAAAAGGUUCUUAGCAAAAUGGUCCAAGGAUCUCGACAGUGGCAUGAGAAAUUACCGUUUGCUCUUUUAGGAUAUCGUACAACUCUCCGUACAUCGACUGGCAUAACUCCUUAUUUACUAGUCUAUGGGACAGAAGCUGUGAUACUCGCAGAAGUCGAAAUUCCCUCGCUUCGAAUCAUUGUUGAAGUCGAGAUUGAUGUUACUGAAUGGGUUAAGUCUAGACAAAAACAAUUAUCAUUAAUAGAUGAAAAAAGGUUGAUGAUAGUUUGCUUUGGCCAAUUAUACCAGCAGAGGAUGGCGCGAGCUUACAAUAAGAAGGGGCAAAGUAGUCUUGUGAAGUUAUUGGGGAAAAACAAGUAUAGCAAAGUUAAGUUUUCUUAA